AAAAGCGGCUGCUGACGUCACGGUCUCCGCCAUCUUUGCCGCGCUGCGCUGCUUGACAGACGGAGAAGAAGUGAGGAAGGAGGACGGCAGCACAUCUUCUUCUUCUCUCGGGAGGACAACAACAUCCACCAUCUUUCCCGCAGCGCUGAACACAAGCUCAGCUCUUUGGGGAUUCCCUCUAGGAUCUUGACUUCCUGUUGGAGAGCCUCUCCUCCCCCCACAGCCAGCAGCCGCCAUGGCCGACGACGCCGACAUGCGUAACGAGCUGUCAGACAUGCAGCAACGUGCCGACCAGCUGGCUGACGAGUCCCUGGAGAGCACUCGUCGUAUGCUGCAGCUGGUGGAAGAGAGCAAAGAUGCCGGCAUCAGGACACUGGUUAUGUUGGAUGAACAAGGAGAGCAACUGGAGCGCAUCGAGGAGGGAAUGGACCAAAUCAAUAAGGACAUGAAGGACGCGGAAAAGAAUUUGAACGAUCUAGGGAAAUUCUGUGGGCUUUGCUCCUGCCCAUGUAACAAAAUGAAGAGCGGAGCCAGCAAGGCCUGGGGGAACAACCAGGAUGGGGUGGUGGCCAGUCAGCCGGCCCGUGUGGUGGACGAGCGCGAACAGAUGGCCAUCAGCGGAGGCUUCAUCCGCAGGGUAACAGACGAUGCCCGGGAAAAUGAGAUGGACGAGAACCUGGAACAAGUGGGUGGCAUCAUCGGAAACCUGCGCCACAUGGCCCUAGACAUGGGCAACGAGAUCGACACCCAGAACCGCCAGAUCGACAGGAUCAUGGAGAAGGCCGACUCCAACAAGACCAGGAUCGACGAGGCCAACCAGAGGGCCACGAAGAUGCUGGGCAGUGGCUAAAGCCGCCGCCGCCAGCAGCACCCGCCCCCCCGGCGUCUGGCGCCGCACGUCAUCGGGCGCCAACAUGCUUGUCUCAUAUCGACCUUCUGGGUUUGCACACAUGCACAUAUCACCUCCCAUCCCCGUUGUAAAUGUCGUUCUGCGUGUCGUCCGUCCAGCUUUUUCAAGAAGAUUGUCCUGGUGAAAAGAUGAUUUCUUAUACUCUGUGCGUCAUUCUCUCCAAAGGUUGUAUAUAGUGCCGACUUUUUAUUCUCCUGAUUGACAUAUCUCUAUUAUGCUAUAUCACAUUAUAUAUAGAAAUACAGCGCUAUGGAUGACAAGUGUAUCAUAGGAAUGCCCUUUGUUUCCACUCAGUAUCGUGGUCUUAAAACGGCGCCAUCCCACGUAGGCUCCCGCCCGUCACGUUCCUCGGUUGCGUCAGGACCCCCGCAAUCUUCAAAGGCGGUCCCCGGCCCCCUUUUUCCCCGCCUGAGUUAGCUGUCUCCAUCUGUGUGGCCACAUUAUUAGGCAUUGCAUUCCACGUGACGUGACGUGUGCGUUCUCUGCAUGCUAGAUUUUAGUCUUCUCAAUAAAACCUGUCUGAAAAAACGUCUACAAAAAAUAACCGACACGGCAGUAGCGACUCGACAAAACGCAUGCUCAGUAUUAGGACACAGUUGAUGGUUCCAUUCUUCCCUGCAAGUUUGCCACUCCUUCUGUCUGGAUGUAUAUUUAGCCACCAUCUGGCUGUACAAAUAAUGCACAAGGUGAGGAUGGGGGUCGUAUCGCACCUGCUUCCUAAACGAUUAUGCAGUUCCUGGCUGAAGACCGCGUGCGUAAAGAGUUGUGUUCCGUAACAUUGCUGGGGAAAUAAUUGCAAUGCAAAGAUUUCUGAGAGACCUUACUUUUAUAAGAAGACUGUACCCCCCCCCAGAGUGCUUUGUUUUUUGGUCAAAACGACGAUACACCCAAACAAAGAAAAAACAUCAAGGGUUUUUGUUUUUUUGUUGCUUCUGUACUUUAGAGCUAUGCACACCAAAUCUCCAAAAAGUCCCGUGGUUGGAGUGAUGAUGAAAGAGCAAAAGGUCCAACUGUGAGAUCGAUGUCCUCAACGCAUGUUCUAUUCAAAGACUCCCUCUCUGUAUCCUGUCAGUGUGUGACGUGGUGGACAUUUUGUAGCUAGCUGAUUAAAAGUCAUCGACCCUA
Entelurus aequoreus (snake pipefish) is the source of this 2035-nucleotide messenger RNA. RefSeq names its product synaptosome associated protein 25a (gene snap25a). The record is from RefSeq and is a predicted model, not a curated record. Bases 236 to 850 code for a protein of 204 amino acids. The transcript has 8 exons. Gene Ontology annotation, cellular component: plasma membrane; synaptobrevin 2-SNAP-25-syntaxin-1a-complexin I complex. Gene Ontology annotation, molecular function: voltage-gated potassium channel activity; SNAP receptor activity; syntaxin-1 binding. Gene Ontology annotation, biological process: synaptic vesicle priming; synaptic vesicle fusion to presynaptic active zone membrane; exocytosis. Lineage: Eukaryota; Metazoa; Chordata; Actinopteri; Syngnathiformes; Syngnathidae.